GACAGGACUCUGGGCUCUCCCGCUCACCCCCUCACUUUGGCUCCAUCUACCAUGUCCGAGGUAACGGGACCCUGCAGCAUCCAUUUGCCGGGGGGAGCGGAGGAUGCUCAGCACCCGGCAGGACCAGGCUGUCCUAACCCAGGAGCCAUGGGGACAGCAGCUUGGUUGGCUGUGGGUCUGCAUUCUCUGUGUCAUUAACCUGCCCUAUGCCGAGAUCGAGGAGCCCUUCGAAGCCUGGUACAACCUGACGGGGAACAAGAGCCGCAUCCAGUAUUAUGGGGGGCAGGUGAUAACCUACCAGCUGGCAGCGGUGAAGCCCUAUGGGAUGCGGUACAAGAUCACACCAGAGACCACCGAGAAGGAGGUGAACACCAAGAAAUGCUUCCAGCUGCCCGGCUCCGAGGAGGACGUGGUCAAGGCUCAGAGUGUCUUCCCCAGCAUGGAUGGCUUCAAGUUCCUACGGGAGGAGUACUACCGGGGCCGGUACUGCGCCGUGUGGCAGAACAUCACCCACUGGGCACAGAAGAAGAACGUCUACACGCUGUGGGUGACCAAUUCCAGUUGUGGGGUGGCCCCUGUCCACUACGAGAUGCGGGGCUACAACAGCCUCCUGGGCUCCCACUACGACAAGUAUGAGAUCGCCUACACUGACUUUGACAACAGCUUCCCACCUUCCAUCUUCGACCUCCCCAUCAACGAGACGAAGAAGUGUGGGGUCCUGCCGGGGAGCACGGCGGAGCACCGUGUGCUGGCCAACCCCAUGGAGGACCUGGUGGGACGGCACCAGCCCUGGGCCCAUGAGGUCUUCCACCACUACCGCAGGCAGCAGGGCCGGCGGUACGGCUCCGUGCGGGAGCUGGAGCACAGGCAGAGCAUCUUCGUGCACAACAUGAGAUUCGUGCACUCGCGGAACCGCGCCGCGCUCUCCUACACGCUGGCGCUGAACCACUUGGCCGACCGCACGCCCCAGGAGCUGGCUGCCCUGCGUGGCCGCCGCCGCAGCCGGGCCCCCAACAACGGGCAGCGCUUCCCCAUCGAGCUCUACACCGGCCUCAUCCUGCCCGAGAGCCUCGACUGGCGCAUGUACGGCGCUGUGACCCCCGUGAAGGACCAGGCUGUCUGCGGGUCCUGCUGGAGCUUUGCCACCACGGGUGCGAUGGAGGGUGCCCUAUUCCUCAAGACUGGUGUGCUGACCCCCCUGUCCCAACAAGUCCUCAUCGACUGCUCCUGGGGCUUCGGGAACUACGCCUGUGACGGGGGUGAGGAGUGGAGAGCCUAUGAGUGGAUCAAGAAACAUGGCGGCAUCGCCAGCACCGAGUCCUACGGCACCUACAGGGGGCAGAAUGGCUUGUGCCACUACAACCAGUCUGAGAUGCUGGGCAAGAUCACGGGCUACGUCAACGUCACCUCAGGCAACAGCACAGCAGUCAAAGCUGCCAUCUACAAGCACGGCCCUGUGGCCGUCAGCAUCGACGCCUCGCACAAGACCUUCUCCUUCUACUCCAACGGCAUCUACUAUGAGCCCAAGUGUGCGAACAAGCCGGGAGAGCUGGACCACGCGGUGCUGGCCGUGGGCUACGGGGUCCUGCAGGGAGAGACCUACUGGCUCAUCAAGAACUCCUGGUCCACGUACUGGGGCAACGAUGGCUACAUCCUUAUGGCCAUGAAGGACAACAACUGCGGCGUGGCCACUGAAGCCACCUACCCCAUCCUGGCCUGAGCCACCCUUUGGUCUGCAGGGAGAGCCCUCGGCAGUGCUCUUGGCACUCAUCCCUGGAUCAGCCUCUUGGAUGCCCAUCAGCCAGCAGGAAGCUGUGGGACACAGUGGGACAGGGCCAUGGGGUGCUGGACAAGGGGACCCUGCUGUGGACUUGCCAAUAAAGCCCCUGGGAUAACAGUG
Messenger RNA from Strigops habroptila (Kakapo), 1900 nucleotides. RefSeq names its product digestive cysteine proteinase 1-like. Gene Ontology annotation, cellular component: lysosome. Gene Ontology annotation, biological process: immune response. Lineage: Eukaryota; Metazoa; Chordata; Aves; Psittaciformes; Psittacidae. Gene Ontology annotation, molecular function: cysteine-type endopeptidase activity. The transcript has 10 exons. The coding region runs from base 104 to 1720 and encodes 538 amino acids. The record is from RefSeq and is a predicted model, not a curated record.